Molecule: messenger RNA, 134 nt
Organism: Dibothriocephalus latus
Lineage: Eukaryota; Metazoa; Platyhelminthes; Cestoda; Diphyllobothriidea; Diphyllobothriidae
Source: the annotation of a GenBank genome assembly
UCUUGGACACCGUCAGCGAAACUGGAACACAGACCUUCGACACCAUGACUAAGGAGCUGAUGCCCUGUGGCAGUCUGCACUACGCCGUCAAGUCCAUGAUCUACAUGGGAUGUGGACCCUCUGGAAUGGCGCCC